CAUCAUGAGACCCGGGAUGAACGCCAUCAUGGGCGCCACAGGAAGUGGAAAAACAUCGCUUCUGGAUGUCAUCGCGGGCAGAAAAGACCCCGCUGGACUUCGCCAAGGAAGAGUCCUGGUGGAUGGCAGGCCCGUGACCUCUGACCUGAGGCUUAGUUCUGCUUACGUGGUCCAGGACGACAUCCUGAUGGGAACGCUGACAAUUCGGGAGAACCUUCUCUUCAGCGCCAACCUGCGUCUGGACCCUGGACGCCAUUCCGCCGCGGACAAGCGCAGCAGGGUCACGACUAUCAUCGAGGACCUGGGACUGGCUGACUGCGCAGACAGCAAGAUAGGGACGGAGUUUCUACGCGGGGUGUCAGGCGGCGAGAGGAAGCGCUGCAGCAUCGGGAUGGAGCUCAUCACCUCUCCUUCUCUGCUCUUCCUGGAUGAACCCACCACCGGGCUGGACUCCAACACGGCCAACUGCAUCAUCGGCCUGCUGCACAAACUGUCCAGGCGAGGCAAGACCGUCAUCUUCUCCAUCCACCAGCCGCGCUUCUCCAUCUUCAGGCGCUUCGACCACCUGACCCUCAUGCACAAAGGGGAGGUGGUCUACGCCGGGGCGGCCCACCGGGCGCUGGAGUACUUCACCGACCUCGGCUUCCAGAUCGAGUCCCGGGACAACCCCGCCGAUUUCUUCAUGGACGUCACAAACGGAGAAGCUCAAUCUUCUCUGGAAGAACUCAACUCGGCUAGCUGUAAGAACGCCUUGGCAGUCAAAUAUUACCAAUCCCAGCAGUGCCAGGACAUGCUAGGCCAGCUGGACCUUGUGGACCGCAACAUCGCUGAUGGCAUCAUAGGUCACCAAAAGACUGCUCGUUAUGCUACUUCUUUCCUGUACCAGUUGCGCGUGGUGUGUGGCAGGACGGUCGUCAACACGCUGAGGAAUCCGCAGACGUCUUACGCCCAGUUGGCUCUCAACGUCUUCUUUGCCAUCCUGGUGGGCCUUAUCUAUUACCAAAUGCCAUUAACCCUGCCUGAAGCUUUACAGAACAGGAGCGGAGCCUUCUUCUUCCUCAUCAUCAACAUGGUGUUUGGCAACCUCUCAGCCGUCGAGCUCUUUAUCAACGAGAGAGCCAUCUUCAUCCAUGAAAACUCGGGCGGCUACUACCGCACGUCCGUCUACUUCCUGUCCAAGGUUUUUGCUGACCUCAUCCCCAACCGCAUCAUUCCCAUCUUUUUGUUUUCGGCCAUCGCCUACUACAUGAUGGGCCUGAAGCCGGCCUUGGCGGCCUUCCUGUGCUUCGCCCUGACCAUGUCCCUGGUCAGCCUGGCUGGGGUGGGCCUGGCCUUCCUGGUGUCCGCCAGCGUGUCGUCCUUCGCCAUGGCCAACAUCCUCAUAGCUCUGCCCUUCGUCUUCAUGAUGGUCUUCGGCGGCUACCUGGUCAACCUCAACGCCAUGCUCAGCUGGCUGUCCUGGCUCAAGUGGGUCAGCAUCUUCCGAUACGGACUGAACGCCGCCUUCAUCAACGAGAUGGCGGGACAGAUGUUCUACUUCAACGCCACCGCAAUCCCGGGCGAGCUGUUCCUCCGGAGCCAAGACAUAGACUACUCGAGGUGGGGGUUCUGGCAGAACCACGUGGCCUUGGUGGGGAUUGUCCUGGUCUGCAUGGUCCUGGCCUACGUCCAACUGCUCAGGAUCAACCGCUGGAAGUGAAGCACGCUUUUUGUCAAUUUUGUCCCGUUUCAUGUGUCAGGUAAACCACGAAGACUCUGGCCAUGUGAAUUCUCUUCCUACUGUAAAUGGUAAAAAAAAAAAUUUUACGGUAAAACAAUUUUAGUACGGUAAAAUCUACGGCUGUAGUUUUUUUUUACUGUAAAAAGAAAAACCGUACCGCUGUUUGUUUGUUUUAACGGUAAAAUUCGGAUGAUUAACUGAUGUUUUUUUGUUUUUUUUUACCGUAAAAUCUAGAGAGGCUCUUACAGUGAAAUGCUGGAAUUGUAAAAAAACGUAUUUGGUCACGUUUCAUGUGUCAGGUAAACCGCGACGAAUCCCCUUCCUGCUGUAAAUUGAGGGGGAAAAAUACAAAUUUACAGGACUAAAAGACAAGGACUAAAACACUACACACAGAAAAACACCAAAAAUCUCGAGAUAAUUCAAGGCGUGAUGUGACAGUACACCUACUUUGAGACAAGAGCUAUAGUGAUGCAUGCUAGGUUAUGCUUUAAAGUCAUAUCCAACAAUUGCGAGAACGAGUUUCUCUUUUUAAUGAUUUCUGCUUGCGGCGUGCAUCGGAAUUUUUGUAAUGAAAAAAAAAUGUGCCUUGUGCUCAAAAAAGCUUGAAAAACACGGCCAUAGGGCCCUAAAUCCAGUAUAACAGGGGUCACCAACACGGUACCCUCGGGCACCAGGUCGCCCGUAAGGACCAGAUGAGUCGCCCGCUGACCUGUUCUAAAAAUAGCUCAAAUAGCAGCACUUACCAGUGAGCUGCCUCUAUUUUUUAAAAUUGUAUUUAUUUUCUAGCAAGCUGGUCUCGCUUUGCUCUACAUUUUUAAUUCUAAGAGAGACAAAACUCAAAUAGAAUUAGAAAAUCCAAGAAAAUAUUUUAAAGACUUGGUCUUCACUUGUUUAAAUAAAUUCAUUUAUUUUUUUACUUUGCUUUUUAUAACUUUCAGAAAGACAAUUUUUGAGAAAAAAAUACAACCUUAAAAAUUAUUUUAGGAUUUUUAAACACAUAUACCUUUUUACCUUUUAAAUUCCUUCCUCUUCUUU
Messenger RNA from Nerophis ophidion (straightnose pipefish), 2755 nucleotides. RefSeq names its product ATP-binding cassette, sub-family G (WHITE), member 2b (gene abcg2b). NCBI's taxonomy places the organism in Eukaryota, Metazoa, Chordata, Actinopteri, Syngnathiformes, Syngnathidae. Bases 5 to 1699 code for a protein of 564 amino acids. Gene Ontology annotation, cellular component: plasma membrane. The record is from RefSeq and is a predicted model, not a curated record. Gene Ontology annotation, molecular function: ATP hydrolysis activity; ATP binding; ABC-type transporter activity. The transcript has 14 exons.